GGUCUUGUCUAUUAUUAUUUAAUUUUUUGGAAAAAAAAUGUGCAGGCCUGAGAGACACUCUGGCCGGCGGCCACGGCCCCCGUGCAGUCGUGGCUCGCCUGUGCUCUGAGGGUCCCAAAGCGCAGGGGAGAUACCCACACUGGACACGCAUCAGGUCUGCUGAGUUGGUAGGACCCAGCAAUUGUUGAACAGCGGUGUGGGCUGAGGGUAGCACCUGCAGCCGCCCCGUCUCUCCUGCAGAGCCCUAGUGUGCAGCUGGGUGCACAACUCCACAGCUCUGCUACCCUGGCUGCUUCCCAAGGAGCUGAUCAAAGGGUGAGACCUCAGAGCUCACGUGGACAAGGGAUAAUUCUAGGCAGAGAAGAGAAAGGCAUUUCUUUCCGAGUGAGGAAGUGACAGCCGUGUUCUUGGCCUCUCCGUGCUGAUGUCAGACAAGGAGUCAUGUGGCUGGAAAUACUCCUCGCCUCAGUGCUGUGCUUUGUCAUCUACUGGUUCGUCUCCAAGGACAAGGAGGAGACUUUGCCUCUUGAAGAUGGAUGGUGGGGGCCUGGGGCGAGGCCCACAGCUGGGGAGGACGACAGCAUCCGCCCAUUCAAGGUGGAAACGUCAGACGAGGAGAUCAACGACUUACACCAGAGGAUCGACAAGGUGCGUUUAACCCCACCUUUGGAGGACAGCCGCUUCCACUACGGUUUCAACUCCAACUAUCUGAAGAAAGUCAUCUCCUACUGGCGGAAUGAAUUUGACUGGAGGAAGCAGGUGGAGAUUCUCAACAAAUACCCUCACUUCAAGACUAAGAUUGAAGGGCUGGACAUCCACUUCAUCCACGUGAAGCCCCCUCAGCUGCCCUCCGGCCGAACCCCAAAGCCCUUGCUGAUGGUGCACGGCUGGCCUGGCUCCUUCUACGAGUUUUAUAAGAUCAUCCCACUCCUGACUGACCCCAAGAACCACGGCCUGAGCGACGAGCAUGUUUUUGAAGUCAUCUGUCCAUCCAUCCCUGGCUACGGCUUCUCAGAGGCAUCCUCCAAGAAGGGCCUCAACUCAGUGGCCACUGCCAGGAUUUUUUAUAAGCUGAUGCUGCGGCUGGGCUUCCAGCAAUUCUAUAUUCAAGGCGGGGACUGGGGAGCCCUGAUCUGCACCAACAUGGCCCAGCUGGUGCCCAGCCACGUGAAAGGUCUGCACUUGAACAUGGCUUUGAUCUUCAGAAAUGUCUACACCUUGACCCUUUUCCUGGGACGGCGUUUCGGGGGUUUUUUUGGCUACACCGAGAGGGAUUUGGAGCUGAUGUACCCCUUCAAGAAGAUCUUCUUCAGCAUAAUAAGGGAGAGCGGCUACAUGCACAUCCAGAGCACAAAGCCGGACACCGUGGGCUGUGCUCUGAAUGACUCUCCCGUGGGACUGGCUGCCUAUAUCCUAGAGAAGUUUUCUACCUGGACCAAUUCAGAGUCCCGAGACCUGGAGGAUGGGGGCCUGGAGAGGAAGUUCUCCCUGGACGACCUGCUGACGGGCAUCAUGCUCUACUGGACGACGGCCACCAUCACCUCCUCCCAGCGCUUCUACAAGGAGAACAUGACGCCGUACAAUAAGCACGAGGCGAUGAAGGUCUACGUGCCCACGGCCUUUGCUGCCUUCCCUUAUGAGUUAAUACACUUCCCCGAAAAGUGGGUGAAGUCCAAGUACCCGAAACUCACCUCGUAUUCCUACAUGCCCCGUGGGGGCCACUUUGCCGCCUUUGAGGAGCCAGAGCUGCUGGCGCAGGACAUCUGCAAGUUCGUGGGGCUGCUGGAGCGGCAGUGACCCCGGCGGGGACUGGCUGUCACCUCACAGGCAGCCCCUGCCCUGGCCUGGCAGACCUGCUCCUGACGCCCGCCCUUUCACCCGGAAGCCCCGCCUCCCAGCCCAGCUCCCAGGAGACGUGGGGCUGGCAGGGAGGCCCCCUCCCAGUCCUCCGUCGGUGGAGUCGCCCCUUUUCCCAGGAACGCGUUUGCUCCCGUCCCCUGCCCGUGCCGGGACCCCGUGCUCACCCCUGCACGCACACUCUCCACACGCUUUGUUAAGCAACUUGGCUCUGAUGAUAAAUGAUUUUCCUUCU
This is a messenger RNA of Hippopotamus amphibius kiboko, 2092 nucleotides long. It is a transcript of the gene EPHX1, whose product is annotated as epoxide hydrolase 1. The record is from RefSeq and is a predicted model, not a curated record. Gene Ontology annotation, biological process: arachidonate metabolic process; epoxide metabolic process. NCBI's taxonomy places the organism in Eukaryota, Metazoa, Chordata, Mammalia, Artiodactyla, Hippopotamidae. The coding region runs from base 442 to 1797 and encodes 451 amino acids. Gene Ontology annotation, molecular function: epoxide hydrolase activity. The transcript is spliced from 10 exons.